AGUGGGAGGGAGCGAGGAGCCUGCUCGGGGCUGGGUCCCGGCCUGUGUCGCUUCCCGGGCCCAUGGAGAUGAUUGAGCUAAGGGCGCUGCGGCCGGAGAGGGCCCUGGACCUGACGGAGCCGCGCCCGGCCGUCCGCCUGGAGCGGGCCAACGCGCUGCGGAUCUCGCCCAAGGGGAAGGUGCCCGAGAUCCUGAGCCGCGUCCGCCGCAUCCAGCUCCGCGGCGGGCAGCGCGACCCCCGGCUGACCGAGGAGCUGGGCGAGGGGCACCGCUUCCGGCCCUGCGCCCAGAGCCAGCCCACCUGGUGCGACCUCUGCGGGGAGUUCAUCUGGGGCGCCUACAAGAAGACGCUCCAGUGCCUCCACUGCAAGUUUAUUUGUCAUUAUCGAUGCCGUGCUCUGAUCCGGCUUGACUGCAGUGGCCCCAGAUAUCAAGACAAUGAUCAGAAUGAAGGCAGUGAACAGACUGUGGAAAAAGAUACCAAUGUGGAUGAGCUAGUCGACUGGGAGAAGCCUAUUCUUUCUCAGGCUGAAAUUGAGCAGAAGAUAAAAGAAUAUAAUAGCCAAAUCAACAGCAACCUUUUUAUGAGCUUGAACAAAGAUGGUUCCUACACUGGCUUUAUCAAGGUGCAAUUAAAGCUGAUACGGCCUGUCUCAGUGCCUUCCAACAAGAAGGCACCCUCCAUCCAGGACACCAGAAAGAGCUCCUCCCGCAGCCAAGCUGUAAAACGUCGUACCUCCUUCUACUUACCCAAGGACACAGUCAAGCACUUACACAUAAUUUCUCGAACACGUGCCAGCGAAGUCAUUGAGGCCUUGCUGAAGAAAUUUAUGGUAGUUGACAACCCUCGCAAGUUUGCCCUCUUUGAGAGAACAGAGAAAGAUGAUCAAGUAUAUCUCCGCAAACUUUCUGAUGAAGAGCAGCCUCUGCAUCUUCGACUGCUAGCUGGACCUAGUGAAAAGACACUGAGUUUUGUUCUGAAGGAGAACGAAACGGGAGAAGUCAAUUGGGAUGCCUUCAGCAUGCCUGAGCUGCAGAAUUUCCUGCGUAUUCUGCAGCGUGAAGAAGAGGAGCAUGUUCGUCAGAUCCUGCAAAAAUAUGCCAAUUGCCGCCAAAAGAUGCAAGAGGCCAUGGCCACCUGCACACCAGGUUGACAGACUGCCCCAUCUCCAGUCUGGCACUCCAGUAAAUGGAAGAUGGCAGAUGCACAGAAGCGGUCAAACCGAAUGGACCAUGAGUGAAGCAAUCCUGGGACUGUCUGUGGACUGAAUGUAUCCUGGAGGGGGUGGGGAAGGGAGAACAGGGAUGUGUGGUUCUCCUUGUGAGCCCAUGAUUGGUGCAUGUGUGUGUGCUCUCCAUGGAGUGAGUGGUUAAAAGAGAUGUUGCAUGCCUGACACAGUGGGAUCAGGGAGGGAAGUAAGAUGUCUGUGGGAUGUGUCUGAAGAUAAAAUCUUUAGUAGUACUGUUGUAACAGCUGCUUUUGAAAGUGCCACGGUGCUAAUGCCAACUGUACCCACAGACUGGCUGAGUUUUGUUCAUAUGGGCUUGAGUCUAAAGAUGAUUUAAGAUUCUGAAUGUAACAUCAACCAAAGUGACCUAAAACUCAGGUGUAAUUCCGGAGAAAAUAGAUGUACUUGACAAGCACUUUCCUCUAAAAUGCUGGCUUCAUUUUUAAAAAAAUCUAUCUUGGUUUGAUCUACAGCAAAGAAAAACCCUUUGCCAGUAAGUUAGAAAUCUUACUUAGACUCAUCAUACAGAACAAAGGAGAAUAAAAUCUGUCUCGGAUCUGAGUCAGGGAGAGCAAUUGGACUGAAAUCUUCCUAGCUUGUGAUCAAAAUCAAAAUGCCAAAGGAAGCUCCAGUAAUAACUUAAAAGAAAAGCCUGAAAAUUUCUUGGGAAUUAUUCUGACGCAAAAAAGAACAUUUAACUCCAAAGACGACAUUAUUGCAGUUCUUACUAUUAGUCUUAAGAUUAAUGUUGAUCUUGUUGAUUCUGAAGAAACAAAGUCAAUAAAUGGCCCAUACAGAAUAGAAUAGCUCUGCAAAAACUGAAAAUAUACCACAGAGGAAGGAAUAAAGGCUCUUUUUCCUAACCAGGGAUGUCUUUUUUCAGCCUAAGGUAUGGAAAUCAUUGGCAUAACAAAUCUCAAGAUUGCUGAAUACUGCACCUUGCACAUGCAUGAAGAACCCAUUGGUGUGUGUAUGAGGGGCCAGCUUAACAUAAACGGGACCAUGCCAGAAAUUCCCUAAGUCAUGAUUGCAAUUGCAUUUAUAUGGAAGACCAUACACCUGCUGUAAACAUCCUUCUAUUUUAAAAGUCACAUACAUGGUUCUGCUGGUUGAUUGUCUCUUUGAAACCAACUCAAUUGAUAAAAGCUUUGGGGACUCAGAUUAUAAAUUAUGCUGCUUAUAUACCAAUCAACAAAUAUUCAGGGGGUGAGAAAAGCCAAGUGUGAGUAUUGAUUUUUGUUGCUGGGACAAUAAGAACAGUCCACCACACUAUUAGAAGAAACAGUAAUUCACAUGUAUAACAGAGGCAACAUUCUCAAAUGUCUCCACAGAAAAUAAUUGUCCACCAUCAAAUAAUUGAUUUCUUACUCCAAUAAUGACUGACAAAAGUUUGUUCACAGGUUGUGAUACUAUUGGUAUGGAACUGAGCAAUUGAUCCAGGUACAUGAAUUAAUAGAGGAGCACUAAUUGAUGGCCAAGCUAGAGCAUAGAAAUAGAAAAACAGUUAUGUUUGGCAGAUUCUGUCUUCUGAUUAUUAUCUAAACUGCUGGUGAAAGAGAAAUACCGUAAUAUGUGAGGAAUAUCCAAAGAACAAUGUCAUCAAGUUGCACUUACAGCAAGAUCUUUGGGGGGGGGGGGCAAAGCCUUGUUUAAUCAGAGUGAUUACAGAGUUGAAUUUCACCUGAUAUAGAAAGGAAGAUGACUGAGCUUUUAGGGAUACACACUUCAUCCAAAUAUUGCUGUAACUAGUAUUAAAAAGUCCUGUUGCCAUUCUGAGAAAUAUAGGUCUACCUCAGUUAAAAAUGUAGACGUGUUCCUGGGCAAUCUGGUACCAUACACAGAAAUAAAUGGAAAUAAUAGAGAUGGGUUCUUACACCACAACAAGAAAAGCAGUUCAACAUAUUUCAGCAAACUCUUCAUUCAGAACUAACAAUGUGCACAUAUCAGAUUGAUUCAGGUAAUCUGGUCACAGUUAACAAAAACACGUUGAAUCUUCUAUAAAUCACUUUAAUGAUUUUUCUUUUACCAGACUCUAUUUUUUAUUUUUAUUUUGAUAGGCAAAUACAGAGAUCUAAGUUUAAAAAAAAAACAUUGUCUAUUAGGUUUAGCUGAUGUGGAACACUUUUUUCUGAUUUUUCUGUUUUGCUAUUCAUGCAUGCUCAAUAAAGAAUGUUAGAGGCA
Messenger RNA from Anolis carolinensis (green anole), 3410 nucleotides. It is a transcript of the gene rassf1, whose product is annotated as Ras association domain family member 1. Gene Ontology annotation, biological process: Ras protein signal transduction. The transcript is spliced from 6 exons. Gene Ontology annotation, cellular component: nucleus; microtubule cytoskeleton. The record is from RefSeq and is a predicted model, not a curated record. Bases 63 to 1154 code for a protein of 363 amino acids. Lineage: Eukaryota; Metazoa; Chordata; Lepidosauria; Squamata; Anolidae.